Molecule: messenger RNA, 951 nt
Organism: Adineta ricciae
Lineage: Eukaryota; Metazoa; Rotifera; Eurotatoria; Adinetida; Adinetidae
Source: the annotation of a GenBank genome assembly
AUGAUGACACGAAUUCAGCGAGUAUUUUUCAAAAGAUGUUGUGCCUCAAUUGCAACCAAAGUCAGUCGAGCAAGUGAGGAAUAUGUUCCACCGUAUGAAAAACCGUCAACCAAUGAUAUUGCAAAAUUGGAAGAAUUUUUGUCACGUUCGAAACGAUUGUUUAUUAUUACCGGUGCUGGCAUAUCAACGGAGUCAGGCAUACCGGACUAUAGAUCGGAAGGUGUAGGACUCUACGCUCGAACCACCAAUCGACCAAUGAUGUAUCAAGAAUUUCUGACGAAUCCCAAACGAUAUCGAAUGUAUUGGGCGAGAAAUUAUAUCGGCUGGCCGACAUUUUCAGCAUUUCAACCGAAUGAAACCCAUCGAACAUUUGCAAAAUGGGAAACACAGGGUAAAGUGUUUUGGCAUGUUACACAGAAUGUCGAUAGCUUAUUAACCAAAGCUGGUUGCGAAUUGUUAAGUGAAUUACACGGUUGCAGUGCUCGAGUUGCUUGUGUCGAUUGUGGCUAUAAAGGUAUGACACGACAAGAAUUACAAGAACUCAUAGCACGAGAAAAUCCCGUUUGGACCGCUCAAUCCAAUACGAUCAAUCCAGAUGCUGAUGUGUAUCUAACGGAAGAACAACUAGGAGAUUUUCGACCGCCUCGGUGUCCUCAAUGUUCUGGUCGGAUUAAACCAGAUGUAACUUUCUUCGGCGAUAAUGUUGAUCGUCGUUUGGUGGAUUUUAUCAAAGGACAAUUGACGCAAAGUGAUUCUGUACUGGUCGCUGGUUCGUCCUUAGAAGUUAUGUCAUCGUAUCGUUUUGUUCUUGUCGCUCAACAACUUCAACUACCUAUUGCGAUCGUUAACAUCGGUCGAACACGUGGAGAUGAAGCAGCUCAUCUGAAAAUUUCCACACGUUGCGGUUCGAUAUUACCUCACAUACGAAUAAAUGAACUACCCAAACAAUAA